Messenger RNA from Neomonachus schauinslandi (Hawaiian monk seal), 1327 nucleotides. RefSeq names its product BRCA2 and CDKN1A interacting protein (gene BCCIP). The record is from RefSeq and is a predicted model, not a curated record. Gene Ontology annotation, cellular component: nucleus. Lineage: Eukaryota; Metazoa; Chordata; Mammalia; Carnivora; Phocidae. Bases 3 to 1049 code for a protein of 348 amino acids. The transcript is spliced from 8 exons.
ACAUGGCGUCCAGGCCGAAGCGGCGUGCGGUGGGUAGUGGGGCUCCGCAGCCUUCAGGCGUCCCGGACCAGCGCGACGAGGAAGAAGAGGAAGAUGAAAUGGAGGAUGAGGACGAAGACGAUGGAGACAGUGACGAAGAAGAGGAUGAAGACGACGAGAGCGUCGACGAGGAAGUGAAUAUUGAAUUUGAAGCUUACUCCAUCUCUGAUAAGGAUUAUGACGGAAUUAAGAAGUUACUGCAGCAGCUUUUCCUAAAGGCUCCUGUGAACACUGCAGAACUAACUGAUCUCUUAAUUCAACAGAACCAUAUUGGGAGCGUGAUAAAGCAAACGGAUGUUUCAGAAGACGGCGAUGACGAUGUGGAUGAAGAUGAGAUUUUUGGGUUCAUAAGUCUUUUAAAUUUAACUGAAAGAAAGAAUAAGAUGCCGGUCAGACUUCAUCUUCAGGUUUUACGUGAACUCUCCAGUUACUGCCACCUGUCUUUACAAGAUGGACUGGGCUUGCUAUUCUGGACUGGUACCCAGUGUGCUGAGCAAAUUAAAGAGCUGAUCCUGAGCUCCUGUGAGAAGAGCUGUGGAAAGAGCUUGGUAGAGCAGCUGGACACACAUCUGAACGACACCUCCAAGCCUGUGGGCUUUCUCCUCAGCGAGAGGUUCAUCAACGUCCCUCCUCAGAUCGCGCUGCCCAUGCAUCAGCAGCUCCAGAAAGAACUAGCGGAGGCACACGAAACUAACAAGCCAUGUGGGAAGUGUUACUUCUACCUCCUGAUUAGCAAGACAUUUGUGGAAGCUGGAAAAAACAAUUCCAAAAAGAAAGGGAACAACCAAAAGGAGGAGGAAUUAAUGUUUGCAAAUGCGGAGGAAGAAUUUUUCUAUGAGAAGGCAAUCCUGAAGUUCAGCUACUCGGUGCAGGAAGAGAGCGACACUCGUCUGGGAGGCAGGUGGUCCUUUGAUGAUGUCCCGAUGAAGCCCUUGCGAACCGUGAUGUUGAUUCCAGGUGACAGGAUGAACGAAAUCAUGGAUAAACUCAAAGAACAUCUUUCUGUCUGACCCAUUUCCCAUGGACAGUAGUGGGGUGGUUUUGUGUAUAUAAAAUUACCAGAAAACAGCUCAGAUUUACUGAAAAACUCGUGACUUUAUUCAGAGUAAGCUCCUCUACAAAAAAGUAGGGCUCUGUCACCUAUGUGUGUGACCCAUUUACAAAAUAGCUUUUUAAAAAAAUUUGGUCAAAUUAUGAAUGGUUGAUUAAAAGCUUUUCCAAUAAGAAGGAAAACGUGGAGUCGUAAUUUAAAGAACUCAAUAAAAACCUCUAUUUUUUUAUUUUUAAA